AUGCCAUUUGGCCUAUCGAAGCAAAAGACAGCCUACUCAACAGUCGAGGAAGAAGAUUCCGAGAAUGUACCAAUUCUAUCACCCAUGCCGUUCGACGUAUCAUCAUUCCUAGGACCUCCCCAAAAUGAAGAACAAGUCAAGGAAUUUGCCAAGCAAGAAGCAGCUGGGAAACUUACCGGAGGUCUAGGAGCUGGUUGGGAGCCCGCGACUACCAUCACGAGUUCGGAUCUGAUGAAUAAUGCACCUACGACACCGAGGACGCCUGGCACGAUAUCACGACGGAUGUCUUUCCGUAAUGUCACGGCACGAGCUCCUUCGUUCAGGAAUUCAACACUAGCGAGAAAAGCGACGGUGCGAGAAGUAGCUCAAGCUGAAGCGAACAAACGGGGAGAGAUCAUCAAGGUCAUCGCUGAAGAAGCUGAAGAACCGACUGUCGAUAUCAGCUCCUUUGCUGGAGGAAGUACAUCUACCUUGGACUUUGAUCAGAUGGAUAACAAGUCAAAGAAUGUGCGCAAGAAUACAUUGCCUGUUCCCACAACAGAAGUAUUCUAUCCUCAACCUAAUUGGAAGCCCUUCUCGAUGAGAUGGCCGUACCUAUCAGGACUUAUAAUUAUAUCGGUAGUACUAGCAGCUGCACAAGAGUAUAUGUUGCAUAGAGGAGCUUUGUAUAGCUUCCAGACUGCGCAGUCGUUGAGUACCUGGAAUUACUUUACUUUCAAGUAUUUGCCGACUUUGGUAGCCGUCACGUUUGGUGUGUUAUGGCAGGUCACGGAUUUUGAGGUUAAGCGGUUGGAAGCGUAUUAUCAGCUGUCGAAAGAAGGAGGGGCCUUGGCUGCUGAAUCGAUUAAUGUUGACUACAUUACUUUCUUCAACUUCUUACGUCCGGUAAGAGCAUUCAGAUACAAGCAUUAUGCAGUUGCGGUGUCAUCCAUCGCAACUUUACUAGCAGUAUCACUCGUCCCAACUUUACAAGCCGCCUCAGUCGACCUCACUCCCGACCGUCACGCAAGGGAACUAGACCCCAACGGCCUCAAGGAAAUCCGUAUCAACGCUAUCUACUCACGCUUUCUAAGCGUUAUCCUCCUACUCAUCGCCGUGAUGGGCUGUAUCCUGGUCUGGCAACUCGAAAGACGACCCUCAGGUCUCGUAGCAGAUGUCAAAGGCAUAGCUGGCAUCGCAGCCAUGGCCAACCGAAGUCACAUCCUAAUGGACUUUAAAAACAUGGACACAGCAAACCCAGAACUCAUCCACCAAACCCUAAAAUCCCACCGCUACUCCCUCCGCAACUCAUCUCUCGCCCCCGAGUUUUCCGCUCCUCUCACACAAGAAGAGAAAGAUAAAUACGACCAAAGACCCCGAACAGAGAACCCUCACCCCCUCAUGCUCCGACUCGCAGCCGGCAUCCCAUUCAUCAUCAGCAUGAUCCUCUUCGUAAUCCUCAUCCCAAUCGUCCUCUUCCAACCCGCCGCCAACACCAUCACCGACAAAGCCCCCUGGUUCCUAACCGCCCUCGCAGUAGCCAUCAAACUCGCCUGGGGAACCCUCGAAACCGACGUCCGCAUGAUAGAACCCUUCUACAUCCUCUCUCGCCGGCACGCUUCCCCGAAAGUCCUCACCCUAGAUUACACCGCUAUGGCAUUUGGUUGGAUGCCCGUGCGCGCCUUCAUGAAUGGGCAUUUUCUCGUCGCCCUAGUAGGGCUGGGAAGUGUGUUGGCGGAGGUAUUGACUAUCUGCUCCACGAGUUUCGCGAAUGUUUCUGGCCUCGAUUUCGCGAAUACGCCGCCGCCGAUGAAUAGUAGCGUUAGUGGACUGGGCAGCCGAGACGGGCGACAGAACGGACAGAAUGCGGGCGAGGAGACGUUUCUCUCGUUCUGGCUUUCCUUUGGAUUAGCGAUUUCGAUCCUCUCGUUUUUAUGCCUGGUAGCGACUUUUGUUUAUAGCAGGAGGAGACACCCGUUCCUGCCGCGGCAGCCAAACACGAUUGCGAGCGUGCUGGCGUUUAUCCAUCAGAGCAAGAUGCUGUAUGAUUUCGUGGGGACGGAGAAGAUGAAUAACGACGAGAUGGUGCAGAAGCUGGCGAGCGUGGGGAAGAAGUACGGGCUGGGCUGGUUCGUGGGGAGGGAUGGCGAGGUGCAUUGUGGGGUUGAUGAGGAGGAGUUGGUGGUGGGGUAUAAGCAUGGGGAUGAUGCGCGGAAGGCGAGUCAGCCGUGGAAUACGCAGUGGGAGAAUUAUUAG
Messenger RNA from Mollisia scopiformis, 2235 nucleotides. RefSeq lists its product as uncharacterized. NCBI's taxonomy places the organism in Eukaryota, Fungi, Ascomycota, Leotiomycetes, Helotiales, Mollisiaceae. The record is from RefSeq and is a predicted model, not a curated record. The coding region runs from base 1 to 2235 and encodes 744 amino acids. The transcript has 3 exons.